UUCAAAGUCUGUCGAUUUAACCUGAAUAAAUGCAUAUUAAGUUCUUAGACGAGCUUAAGCGGCUCUAUGGGAUCGUGGCAAGAAUCUGGCUAUUUAUUAGAAGGUACAAGGCUAUUAUUAUCCUCGUAUUGUUCUUGGUUUACGGGAUAUAUAAUUUGAGGUCAGAUUCAAGCAAGCGGAUCGCUUCUUUGUCGGGAUGGGGUCGUGAGGCGCCCAGAAGUAUAGGUGAUUACCUGGAUCCAACCCAGAAUACGGCGCUUAUUGUUCCGCGGGAUUUCUGUCAUAGCAAAGCUCUUCUGACAAUAGUAGUAUGCUCCUUUGUUCACCACUUCGAACGGCGGCGUGCCAUCCGCAUGCUUUGGGGCAACUCCACCGACUUCAACUACUCGGCCUUUGUAAAGCUUCAUGGCCAUCUCAAAGGACGAUACCUGGACGUUCUCCCCGGGCGUCUGAAACUGUAUAGCGAGUAUCUAAGUGGUGAGGGUAACUCCCUUAAGGCCUCUAUACGGAUCGUUUUCAUUCUGGGUCGCAGAAACUUAGCUUCCCUCCGUGAGAAUGAGGCGGUUGUCAGAGAGGCGGAGAAGUAUAAUGAUAUUAUCCAGGAGAACUUCAUGGACACCUACAAUAACUUGACCAUCAAGGCUGUGAUGGCACUCAAGCACAUCAGCCAGAGUUGUGUAAACACCACAGCCUUCUACUUCAAGUGCGACGACGACACAUUCGUCAACGUGCCCAACAUUCUGCACUUUCUCCUCGGGGGAACGAUUCCUGUGAACGCGGUUACGGCAGGGUUCCAUUACGGCAACACGUACGAGGUCACUUCGUGGCGAAAGCGAUUGACCGCCCGCAGAGAGAUCAUGUACGGACGCUUGUACUGCAAUGUAGCGCCGAUCACCAAUAAGUUUAACAAAUGGUACGUGCCAUCGUACAUGUUCCGGGGCGGUGUGUAUCCGAGGUACUUGUGCGGAUCCGGCUACUUGAUGUCCAUAGAUGUGGUGCCACGUCUGUACAAGGCGUCGCUGGGCACUAGGAUUGUGCACUUGGAGGACAUGUUUGUGACCGGACUGUGUGCAGAGAAGGCUGGCAUCAAGCGAACCGGCCACCCGCUCUUCAGGUCCGCUUAUCCCUAUGAGGCGGAUGCACAGUGCACCCUCAAAGGAAGCUUCACUGUUCACCGUGCAAAGGAUUACAUCAUGUGGGAGGCCUGGUACAAAGUCACUAACUUCAGCGGCAAGUGCCCUCCACCAAAAAUGAACUUCCACUUGAAGCUGCGCAAGAGGCAAAAGUGCUAGAUUUCAA
Messenger RNA from Drosophila teissieri, 1299 nucleotides. RefSeq names its product beta-1,3-galactosyltransferase 1-like. The transcript has 2 exons. Gene Ontology annotation, cellular component: membrane. Gene Ontology annotation, molecular function: hexosyltransferase activity. The record is from RefSeq and is a predicted model, not a curated record. Bases 30 to 1292 code for a protein of 420 amino acids. NCBI's taxonomy places the organism in Eukaryota, Metazoa, Arthropoda, Insecta, Diptera, Drosophilidae.